Messenger RNA from Rosa rugosa (rugosa rose), 1383 nucleotides. RefSeq names its product probable isoaspartyl peptidase/L-asparaginase 3. The record is from RefSeq and is a predicted model, not a curated record. Gene Ontology annotation, biological process: protein deglycosylation. The transcript is spliced from 7 exons. Gene Ontology annotation, molecular function: N4-(beta-N-acetylglucosaminyl)-L-asparaginase activity. Bases 96 to 1169 code for a protein of 357 amino acids. NCBI's taxonomy places the organism in Eukaryota, Viridiplantae, Streptophyta, Magnoliopsida, Rosales, Rosaceae.
AGCAAUUUCUUCUUCACCGGCAAGUCAAACCCAGUCCGGAUAGCAUAGCAGUACCUUUUUAACUUCUGAAAUGAAAACAAUCAACACCAAACUCCAUGGCUACCAAAACCCUGAGCUCUACCUGUUUCUUGACCCUUACACUUUUACUUCUCUUCCUGGUAAAAGGGCACCAAGCUUUGAAUUCUGGGCAAUACCCUCUGGUGGUGAGCACUUGGCCUUUCGUAGAGGCUGUCAGAGCUGCUUGGAGGGCUGUUGAUAAUGGGCUUUCUGCAGUUGAUGCAGUUGUUGAGGGCUGUUCGGCUUGUGAGGAACUCAGAUGUGAUGGUACAGUUGGGCCUGGUGGGAGUCCAGAUGAGAAUGGAGAGACGACAAUCGAUGCUCUGGUCAUGGAUGGGGUGACGAUGGAGGUUGGAGCUGUUGCUGCCAUGAGGUAUGUCAAAGAUGGAAUCAAAGCUGCUAGGUUAGUUAUGCAACAUACUGAACACACUCUGCUAGUUGGAGAGCAAGCCUCAGUGUUUGCUAUUUCAAUGGGUCUUCCAGGACCAACAAACCUUAGUUCAUCAGAGUCGAUGGAGAAGUGGAUUAAAUGGAAAGAAAAUCACUGCCAACCUAACUUUUGGAAAGACGUUGUACCUAAAGGUGGAUGUGGCCCUUAUCAUGCAAAGGACUUUGUAGGCCUUUAUGAUGAGACAUGUUCAAAUACCACUCCAGUAGGCAAUAUUAGAUCCAGUUCUCAUAUUGGUCUUCACAACCAUGACACCAUAUCAAUGGCAGUUAUUGAUAAAAUGGGUCACAUUGCUGUUGGUACCUCGACUAAUGGAGCCACAUUCAAGAUCCCAGGGAGGGUGGGUGAUGGACCUAUUGCAGGAUCUUCUUCAUAUGCUGAUGAUGAAGUGGGUGGUUGUGGUGCAACUGGAGAUGGUGACAUCAUGAUGCGUUUCCUUCCAUGUUAUCAAGUUGUGGAGAGUAUGAGAUUAGGGAUGGAGCCUAAGCUUGCUGCCAAGGAUGCAAUAUCACGCAUUGCACGAAAAUUCCCUGAUUUUGUGGGAGCCGUUUUUGCAAUUAAUAAGAACGGCGUGCAUGCUGGUGCUUGCCAUGGGUGGACAUUUCAGUACUCGGUGAGAAACCCAGACAUGGAUGAUGUGAAGGUUUACACGGUAUUGCCCUAACUAGUUAGGGGUAUACAUCAAGUCUGUAUUGUUCCUGAAGAUCAACCUUAUUGCAUACAAUAUAUUCUUAAUUUUCCAGCUCUGUAGAGAAUAAUACUUUGAUGGACACGACUAUACGAAUCCAUAAGGCAUUUACAUCCCUGAAGAAUGAGUUUUAAAAACUUUAUUUUUCAAUGGAUGAAUUUAUUGAUUUAUUCUGGCCAGAUUUACGUCU